AUGAAGGGCCUUCGCACCGCCGCCCUCGCGGCCAUCCUCUCCUCCGCCGCCUAUCUCGUCCUCGCCGACGAUACCACCUGCGAGAACAUCCUCUCCCCCAGCUACCCCGUCCCGGCCGUCCACCCGGGAUGGAAAGCCCAGCUCAUCAUGGAAGGGCUCGUGAGGCCCCGUACCCUCGAGGUCGACGCCGAGGGCGCCCUCCUCAUCCUCGACGCCGGCGUCGGCAUCCGUCGCGUCACCUUCACCGACCACGGGUCCACCUGUCUCGAGGUCGACGAGAAUGACCUGCUCGUCGACGACGACCGCCUCAACCACGGCAUGGCCCUCUCCCUCGACGGUCGCACCAUCUACGCCUCCACCCCCGACUCCGUCUACGCCUGGUCCUACGACCCCUCCACCGGCUCCAUUAGCGACAACCGCACCACCGUCGUCGACGGCAUGCAGAGCAGCGUCCACGUCACCCGCACCCUCCUUGUCUCGCGCCACAGCCCGGGCUACCUCGUCAUCGCCCGCGGCAGCAGCGACAACCUCGCCCACCAGGCCCACGACCUCGACGCCGGCGUCUCCCAGGUCCGCGCCUUCAACCUGAACAACACGGCCGCCUACCCCAUCGACUUUGUCGCCGGCGGCCGCGUCCUCGGCUGGGGCCUGCGCAACUCCGUCGGCAUCGACGAGGACCCGGCCACCGGUCGCAUCUACGCCGUCGAGACCUCCAUCGACGAUGUGGAGCGCAAUGGCGAGCUCAUCAAGGAGGAUAACCCGGCCGAGGAGCUCAACUACCUCGGCACCGUCGCUGAGGCCCUGGAACGGGAGGACGAUGCCGACGCCCCGAACUUCGGGUACCCUGUCUGCUACGCCGUCUGGGAGGCCGACGACAUCCCUGAUCAUGAUGGGCUGGAAGUUGGUGACCAGUUCUCCAUCGAGACGAACAGCACGCUGAACGAUACGACUUGCUCGGAGAACUACGUCUCUCCUCGUCUGUCUUUCGCCGCCCAUACUGUGCCCCUUGCUAUGAGGUUCACCCGGGAGGGUUCCCAGGCUUGGAUCACCUUCCAUGGAAGCUUCAACCGCGAGGACCCCACCGGCUACACCCUCUCCGUCGUCCAAUUCAACGACGGCGAACCCGUCGAACCCGCCACCUCCCACGACAGCGUCACCCACAUCAUGAGCAUGGCCGACCUCACCACCUGCCCCGACAACUGCUUCCGCCCCAUGGCCAUCGCCUGGGGCCCAUCCGGCCGCGUCUUCCUCACCUCCGACAGCACCGGCGAGCUCUACAUCAUCGAGCGCCGCGCCGACGGGCCCUCCGGUACCCAGUCCGGCACCAUCGAGCGCCCCGAGGAGACGGGGUCGCCCGACGGCGGCGACGACCCCGACAGCGCCGCCGUUGGUGUCUCGGCCGUGCAGUCGCUUGGUCUUGCUGUUGCCGCGGUUCUUACUGGCUUGCUCGUGGCGAUGUAA
This is a messenger RNA of Sodiomyces alkalinus F11, 1461 nucleotides long. Its product is annotated as soluble quino protein glucose dehydrogenase. Bases 1 to 1461 code for a protein of 486 amino acids. The record is from RefSeq and is a predicted model, not a curated record. The transcript has 3 exons. NCBI's taxonomy places the organism in Eukaryota, Fungi, Ascomycota, Sordariomycetes, Glomerellales, Plectosphaerellaceae.